UUACUCAUGCGCGUUGUGAACAGUCAUUCAACCGCGGCGCGGCGAAUGCAAGUGUAGAAAUGGAAGACUGGGAGAGAGAGGCCAUCAGAAUAGUGUUGGAGUAUUUGAGUCAGAACGCCUUCGUGUCGGCGAACGCAGUGCGGGAUGAAUGUCGCCAAAGGGGGCAGCUAAUUGAUGGCGCUGAGUUGGGAUCGCAGCAGAGAGACAGAGAAAUUGGUUUUUUGAUGAAUGAUUUUUUGUCAUCGUUUGAGGCUGGAGAUAGCGAGCGGUUUUUUGAAUUGUGGAAGACACACGUGCCAGCUGAUGUGAUUGGAAGAGACGCGACCUGUGCACAGCUCGAGUUUAGAGCCCAUUUGAGCUUUGCUGUGCAUCCCCUCAAGAGAGGGUUGGGUCCGCAGAGCAAUGAAUUUCAGAAAAGCAUCAGUGAUUUCAAAUCAGUUGUGACUUCAUGUGGUUCUGUUUAUGGACACAUUCAGGAUUUUGUUGAUUAUGCUGCACUAGCAUUUGUCCCCGAUCCAACCAUAUUGCCAAAUUUCAAGGCUCUUAUCAGUCCCUCAUGGGAUGGAGAAUUUAGAGCUAGGCUAGAACACUUUCUCAAAUCAGUUGUGCGAUCAUCAUCAAGACCACAGCUAUACUAUCUCAUUAUGGGAAAUGGAAAUAGUGUGUUGUCUACUACACAAGUGUCUGCUCUAAGGCAACACUUGCAAGAGCUUGAAUGCAAAAUGCUAGACUAUCAACGUCGGGUGGUUAGACUUCAGAGUGACAACCAGAUUGUGGUUUCUGUUGCUGUUGAAUUAGUAGAUGCUUUGGAGGAAGCUGUGAAAGGGAGACCUGUGACAGCUGAACAUCUACAAGAUCUUGUUGGCCGUAUUUAUGGAUCAAGUGUGCAACAGUCUGUUGACAUGGGACGACCAGAAACGGCCUCGGCAUUGCUAAGAGCAUCACUUCAUGAGGCUAAUUUAAGCAACACGAGGAAAAGAGAGGUUGCGUUGCUUCCAUCUUUGGAUUACAAGAAAAUUAAAGCUGACUGGAAGACAUUAGAGGAAAGGCCUAAGGCUUUACUCUGUCAAGCUUUGAGAUGGCGUUUGACCAAGUCAAUACCUGGUGAGCAACGCGACAGUGUAAUUACUGCAUACAUACAGAAUGAUCUUCUAGGAACCCAGGAUGACACCAGCCAUCAAGAUGUAGUCUUGAGUAGUCUUCGUUCCAGAAGUACCCUCAUCAGAGAGCACACUGCUUUUCUCUUUAAUACAUUUAGUUCAUUGUCUGCUGGUCGUACAUAUUUGUGUCAAUGUUCUCGAUUGAUUAGUGUCUUACACGAAGUGUUGGUAAAGGAAGAGAGCGAUACAGCUGUUAGACAGAAUGUGUUGGGAACAUUGCAGAAACUAAGCUUGAGGCAAAAGCUACAGACUGAGAUGAUCAGAGAGGGCAUUAUUGAUUGGCUGGUUACUGUUCUUCAAGACCAGGAAUCAUUAUCAAACUACAGUCUACACUACACAACGGCACUGUUGAUGAAUUUGUGUUUAAGAACAAGUGGGAAAUUACAGUGCAUUAGGAUAGCUGGGAAGACUCUCAAGUGCUUGAGCGAUCUUUUGGAACAUGAAGAUGUUGAGGUUCGUUCGUAUGUGAAUGGUGCAUUGUAUAGUAUACUGGCAGUCCCGCAGAUACGAGAGGAAGCUCGUGCAAUGGGUAUGGAAGAAAUCUUGCAAGGGUUAAUGCAAUCAAGUGAAGCAGACUUGUCUAGCCAGCUUGAAUAUAUCAUCAAACAACUCAGAAAUGAACAACCAUGUGAUGAGUCAUCUGAUGAUGAAGGAGAUGAUGAUGACGAAGAGGAAGAUGCUGAAUCACUAGAUGUUGACUUAGAUGAAAGUUUAGCUGUUCUCAGUCCAAGACACGGUGAGCUGACAGGGGACAGACUCUUGUAUGAGCGAUAUCUUUGGUUCAUGACAUCAAGCACAGAAAGAAAGCCAAGACAGCAGCAGUUAGAGCCAGUCAAAGAUUAUAUUCCCUUACAGAGACCAGUCACCCCCAAGAUGCAUGGAGAACCAUCAUCAGGUGCAGGUGGUACAAGCCAACUAGCUUCUUCAAAUGUGGUGGUUCGUUGUGAUGUUCCUGAUCGUGAUCAAAUCUCCACAGGACCGAAGACCAGGUCAAGCAGACAGAAUUCACGUCCAACAAGUGGACAAGAACAGAGACCAGCUAGCUCAAAUUCAAGCAGACCAGGAUCAAGAGAGUCACACCUCACACGGAAUACUAAAUCCAGUAAAGGUGGUACGAGCCAACUAGCUUCUUCAAAUGUGGUGGUUCCUUGUGAUGUUCCUGAUCGUUAUCAAAUCUCCACAAGACCGAAGACCAGGUCAAGCAGACAGAAUUCACGUCCAACAAGUGGACGAGAACAGAGACCAGCUAGCUCAAAUUCAAGCAGACCAGGAUCAAGAGAGAAACACCUCACACGGAAUACUAAAUCCAGUAAAGCAGCUGACGAAACGAGUAGUGUCUCCAGUGCAGCACCGGUCGAUGUUCAAGCAUCAAUAUUGCUGUCAGAGGCGAUUGGGGAAGAUGCCACGGUUGUUGCUGCAGAAAGCAAUCCUAAACCUCUUCAGGGUCAAGGAACAAGUGUAGAUGAAUACAUGGCAGCAUUUGCCACCAGACCGAAAAUACCUCGAAGUCCAAGUGGAUUUCAGAGUGAUCAGCAACUGCCUCGGUCACGUAGUGUUCCAAAUGAGUCAGAGUCUGCGUUAUCUGCAUUAUCUUAUGAGGAAGACGUCAGUCAAAGGAGGAGUCGUGCAGAUGACCCUAUCUUUGCCAUCAGAUCCUCAUCAUCUUCUCCUUCUCGACCAGUCAGGGCUCGCACUGGAAAUUCGUCUGGACCUAGUUCCAGACAGAGCAGAUCUAAAAGUGGUACAUCUACCAGAUCAAGGAGGAAGGAGGUGAACUGACUGAUCAGUUAUCGAAUUGUUACAUUCCUUAUAUAUUUUGUUAUGAAAUUGAGUAUAGCACAAGCGUGCAGCAGCUAUAAAUUAACCGCUAGUCGAUAGAUGUUGAGAAUAAUGACUUUUCUAGAGUUAGCAUUGAAA
Messenger RNA from Corticium candelabrum, 3077 nucleotides. Its product is annotated as lisH domain-containing protein ARMC9-like. The record is from RefSeq and is a predicted model, not a curated record. Bases 60 to 2939 code for a protein of 959 amino acids. Gene Ontology annotation, cellular component: ciliary basal body; centriole; ciliary tip. The transcript is spliced from 33 exons. Gene Ontology annotation, biological process: cilium assembly. NCBI's taxonomy places the organism in Eukaryota, Metazoa, Porifera, Homoscleromorpha, Homosclerophorida, Plakinidae.